Molecule: messenger RNA, 2247 nt
Organism: Scophthalmus maximus (turbot)
Lineage: Eukaryota; Metazoa; Chordata; Actinopteri; Pleuronectiformes; Scophthalmidae
Product: patatin-like phospholipase domain-containing protein 2
Exons: 9
Coding region: 157-1491 (444 amino acids)
Biological process (GO): lipid homeostasis; triglyceride catabolic process
Cellular component (GO): membrane; cytoplasm; lipid droplet
Molecular function (GO): triacylglycerol lipase activity
Source: RefSeq, a predicted model, not a curated record
ACACUGCCCCUGAACGUAGUGGAGGUAAGACAACAGUAGCCCACAUGCAGGAAAUACUGGCUUGGAUAGAAAUGCACCAGAUGAACUCCAGAGCUGAUUGAACGCACUGCCACAUUUGAGAUUGGCAACUCCGAGUCUCCAUCAACCUCACUGUGAAUGGAAGCCUCAGAGAAGAAAUUCAAGUGGGAUGAGGAGUGGAACAUCUCCUUGGCAGGUUGUGGAUUCCGGAGUGUUUACCACCUGGGAGCCCUGAGCUGUAUCCUCGAGCGGGUGCCACAGCUGGUUCUCGGCGCUUCUAAGAUCUGCGGCGCUUCAUCUGGCUGUCUUGUUGCCGCAGCUCUGACUGUUGGGAUUCCCAUCGAACAAUCCUGUGCUCACGUGUUGACUGUGGCGAGAGAGGCCAGAAAGCACACGCUGGGAGUUCUCCACCCGACGUUCGGCCUGCUGCAGAGAGUCCAGGAAUCCCUGCUGGAGACGCUGCCCGAGGACGCCCACCUCCGGGCCUCUGGAAAGCUCUGCGUGUCCCUCACCAGACUGGCUGAUGGGAAGAACAUUUUGGUGUCGGAGUUUGACAGCCGAGAGGAGCUCAUUCAGGUUCUCAUGUGCAGCUGCUUUUUCCCCGUUUACUGCGGUUUCUCUCCACCUUCGUACCGUGGAGUGCACUACGUGGAUGGAGCCCUGAGCAACAACAUGCCCCUGUUCGAGCAGAGGAACACCAUCACCGUGGCCCCAUUCUCCGGCGAGAGCGACAUCUGCCCCAGAGAGGGCACAUACAACUUCUUCGAGGUGCACUACGGAAACGUCAGCAUCCAGAUCAACAUGGGCAACGUGCACCGCAUCUGCACAUCCUUCCUCCCUCCGAGGCUCGAGAAAUUGGCUGAGAUCUGUCACGAUGGCUACAUGGAUGCCCUUUGUUUCCUGAGAGAAAAAGAUCUGCUCGGGACGCAGCGUCUCCCCCAGAGUUUGGAGGCAGGUACGGACACACUCGAACCUGCUUGUGGUGAGUUGGUGAAGGAAGCGGCUCAGGUCUACGAGCCCGAGAAGACUCAGCUGACUGGACCGAAUCCUACACAAGAGAAGGACUGCUGGCUGGACCAGAGAGUCGUGGAGAACCUCCCCCAGGACUUCAAGAAAAUCCUGUGUGAGGCUUGCAGGGAGGGUCAUGACAGUGUCAGCUGGUCGUCUCAGCUCACCGAGUUCCUUCCAGUCAAAGUGGUUUUGUAUCUGCUCACCUUCCUCCUGCUGCUCCCCAUCGAGCUGACACUCUUACUCACCAAAAGUGUGAUACAGUCGGGCUGUACAGUCAUUUUCAGUUUGUUGACUUCAGCCACAGAAUCCUGCAGCGGAGGCAAGAACAACAGCAGCAGGAUGAUGCCCCCGCUUGGCAUUCAUUCCUGUCUCCCAAGCAGCGGUGAAGCAGCUCCUCCGGCUCAGAUCUCAGAAACCAGACAGGAGGAGGAGGAGGAGGAGACAAAAACAUUCAAACUUUGACCUCAACAAUCACCCCGGUUUCCAACAAGAGUCUCCACUGGGACCUCGACCUUCUCUCCCUCACCUCCACUUGUACAGUUUUGCCCAGCCUCCAAACGCCGAAUUUGCCUCAAUGCGGCAAAAUGACUUUAAACCACCGAAGUGAGGGGACACAUCAACCAUAGCCCAUGCAGAAAAAACAACGACAUUGUCGCUCGUGACUUAGCAAAGCUAUCUUAAAACUUCAUGAGUGUGCCGUGCAUUUUGAGUGACAACCAGAGUUGGUUACCAUGGAUAUCUGCUAAAUACAUUUCUUUUUUCCCUCGAGCCCGUGUGAAAACAACUGAACCUAAAAGAAAGGCCUAAAACACGACGUGGCCCGCGGCUUCCACAUAGGAUGAGUGGAGAAGUGUUUGGUAGGGCAUCGUACAAACCCUUGCAAGAAUUAAUUUGUAUUCAUAUGAAGCUUUUUCAACUUUCUAAGUUGAGUAUGUUACUGUUGUAGUGUUUAAUGUGUGUGCAGUAUUUCUUUGCAUGUAGUUCGUCAGAGGGAGGAACACGUCCCUGUUAUGCUGCUGGAGAGUUCUUGAGGCACUGAAAUCUUUACCUGUCCACGAACUCAGUUUGACCUUUGAGAGGCAGAAAGAUUGAUUCAAUUUAAAGGGCCCAUAUUAUGCUCCAGGCACCUCUUCAGCUGCCUCCACGUAUAUCUUGUUAUCUGGGGUGUCUGCCAGCCCACGAAGAAUGAAAAGAAAACAAUGAGUCGUUGAUUCGUGG